UCACAUCCAUUGAAGAAAGCAAAAUGAUAGUGUAUUUAGUGUUAAUUAUACUACUUUUGUGGGCACUAGAUUGGUACUUUAAGAAUAACGAGAAAAUACGAUUGGUUAGAAAGUUACCGUGUCCCAAGGAGCAUUUUAUUAUUGGAAAUGCAUUGACUCUCCUCGUUAAUCCAGUUGAAUUGUUGAAACUAAGUGCAGAGUGGAAUACAAAAUAUGACGGACUAUUCGGAUGGUGGAUGCCAUUUCACGGUUCUGUCAACAUUAGUCGUCCCGAGGACAUCGAGACGGUAAUGUCAAGUUCAAAACACAUUGAGAAAAGCUUACCGUACUACAUUCUAAAGGAUUGGUUACGAGAAGGACUGCUUUUGAGUACUGGGUCAAAGUGGCAACGACGUCGCAAGAUUUUAACUCCAGCAUUCCAUUUCAAUAUCCUGAAGCGUUUCUUUAUCACACUCGAAGAAAACAGCCAACGCUUGAUACAAAGUUUGGAAAAAUCCAAUGGGAAGACGAUCGACAUUAUUCCUGUUCUGUCAUUUUACACUUUAAGCGCCAUCUGUGAAACUGCAAUGGGUACUCGGAUGGACGAAGACGGACUGAGUUCGGUGGAAACGUACAAAGCUGCGAUCUAUAAACUUGGGAAGCUGUUUAUUGAUCGAUUUAGCAGACCUUAUUUAAUGAGCAAUAUCAUAUUUAACCUUUUGCCUAUUGGAAAGGAGACGAAAAGGCAAUUAAAAAUUGUUAAGACGUUUACAAAAAGUGUUAUUACGGAAAGGAAGAAGUAUAUAGAGCAGAAUGGGAUUAAAUUUCCAGAAGAAAAUGAUGAAGAUUGGUCAAUGGCGAGCAAGAAGAAAAAGAUUGCAAUGUUAGAUUUGCUAAUAUCUGCUCAACAUGAAGGUGUUAUUGACGAUGAGGGCAUUCAAGAGGAAGUCGACACGUUUAUGUUCGAGGGACACGAUACAACUGCGGUCGGGCUUACCUUUUGUUUGAUGUUAUUGGCCAAUAACAAAAAUGUCCAGGACAAAAUAGUAUGUGAACUAAAUGAGAUAUUCGGGGAUUCUCCACGACACGCCACAACAGAUGAUUUGUCUUCAAUGAAGUACUUAGAAUGUUGCGUCAAAGAAUCGUUACGACUAUAUCCUCCUGUUCAUUUCAUAGGGAGGAAACUUGAGGAAAAUGUAACGCUGGGUGGAUACGAAAUUAAAUUAGGAACAAAUUGUCACAUCUUCAUCUAUAAUCUACAUCGCCGUGAAGACUUGUUCAAAAACGCUACUGUCUUCGACCCUGAUCGGUUCCUGCCUGAGAACAGUGUCGGUCGACAUCCCUACGCCUAUACUCCUUUUAGUGCGGGAUCUAGGAAUUGUAUAGGCCAACGCUUCGCAAUGAUGGAAAUGAAGUCGUGCGUGGCGGCAAUCCUGCGCAAAUUCGAGCUACAGCCGGUCACUACGCAGGAGGACGUCGUGUGCGCCUCAGACUUAGUGCUGAGAAGUGCUAAGCCCAUUUACGUCAAAUUUAUUAAAAGAAAUUUGUAAAUCGUUACCAUCGGGUAUAUAACCAGAAACAGAGACGAAAUAAGGGCCAUACACUCCGUUAACUCAUCAGUGUUAUAUCACUUUUAUAUUUAUAUAUAACCUCUCGUUUAACUGAAAUAGUAUAGCACCAACAACUGACCUGCGUGUACGUCUCCGUAUAUUCCAAAAAAUAUUCUGUAUUUAUUGUAAUAAAGAUAAUAUCUAUAACAAUGACGCGCAAAACAUCUAAUUACAAAACAAACGGAAUUACAUU
Hyposmocoma kahamanoa is the source of this 1782-nucleotide messenger RNA. RefSeq names its product cytochrome P450 4C1-like. Gene Ontology annotation, molecular function: iron ion binding; monooxygenase activity; heme binding. NCBI's taxonomy places the organism in Eukaryota, Metazoa, Arthropoda, Insecta, Lepidoptera, Cosmopterigidae. The record is from RefSeq and is a predicted model, not a curated record. The transcript has 9 exons. The coding region runs from base 24 to 1529 and encodes 501 amino acids.